Gorilla gorilla gorilla (western lowland gorilla) is the source of this 5615-nucleotide messenger RNA. Its product is annotated as rhophilin-2-like. NCBI's taxonomy places the organism in Eukaryota, Metazoa, Chordata, Mammalia, Primates, Hominidae. Gene Ontology annotation, molecular function: protein binding. The record is from RefSeq and is a predicted model, not a curated record. Gene Ontology annotation, biological process: negative regulation of stress fiber assembly. The transcript is spliced from 13 exons.
CAGGGCGGGCGCAGGCGCAGGCGCUGGCGCAGAGAGGCGCACAUUUUAUGAAUAGCAAAUCAAUUUCUCCCUGUUCCUCUUACAUCGAGGCUGGACACACGUUUACAGGGGAUCAGUGUGAAGGGAAGCUGACUUGGAUAUCUUUGUGUGCUUCUUGGGGCCCUUGGAAGGGUGUCUGUGGGGUUUCCGUGAGGCCAAAGACAGAGGUUCCUUCUCACGAGGAUGGUGUUUGCUUUCACAUGGACAGCCCAGACCACCUGGAACCAAGUGCACAGAAGCCCCACCAUCCCCGGGCCUCCCAGGUGUGAUGGGUGAGCGGUCCAAGUCCGCAGGAGGCCAGAGGCUCUUUGUGGUUGAAUCUAGUGGCCGCAAACCCAAAGGUGCGGGAGCAAGUGCGGCUGGAGCUGAGCUUCGUCAACUCAGACCUGCAGAUGCUCAAGGAAGAGCUGGAGGGGCUGAACAUCUCGGUGGGCGUCUAUCAGAACACAGAGAUUUUAUCCUGGAACAUUACAGUGAAGAUGGCUAUUUAUAUGAAGAUGAAAUCACAGAUCUUAUGGAUCUGAGACAAGCUUGUCGGACGCCCAGCCGGGAUGAGGCCAGGGUGGAACUGCUGAUGACAUACUUCAUCCAGCUGGGCUUUGUUGAGAAUCGAUUCUUCCCACCCACACGGCAGAUGGGAUUCCUGUUCACCUGGUAUGACUCCCUCACUGGGGUUCUGGUCAGCCAGCAGAACCUGCUGCUGGAGAAGGCCAGUGUCCUGUUCAACACUGGGGCCCUCUACACCCAGAUUGGGACCCGGCGCUAUCGGCAGACGCAGGCUGGGCUGCAGAGUGCCAUAGAUGCCUUUCAGAGAGCUGCAGGGGUUUUAAACUACCUGAAAGAGACAUUUACCCAUACUCCAAGUUACGAUAUGAUCCCUGCCAUGCUCAGCGUGCUUGUCAAAAUGAUGCUUGCACAAACCCAAGAAAGCGUGUUUGAGAAAAUCAGCCUUCCUGGGAUCUGGAAUGAAUUCUUCAUGCUGGUGAAGGUGGCUCAGGAGGCUGCCAAGGUGGGAGAGGUCUGCCAACAGCUGCACGCAGCCAUGAGCCAGGCGCCGGUGAAAGAGAACAUCCUCUACUCCUGGGCCAGCUUGGCCUGCGUAAAGGCCCACCACUACGCGGCCCUGGCCCACUACUUCACUGCCAUCCUCCUCAUCGACCACCAGGUGAAGCCAGGCACGGAUCUGGACCACCAGGAGAAGUGCCUGUCCCAGCUCUACGACCACAUGCCAGAGGGGCUGACACCCUUGGCCACACUGAAGAAUGAUCAGCAGCGCCGACAGCUGGGGAAGUCCCACCUGCGCAGAGCCAUGGCUCAUCACGAGGAGUCAGUGCAGGAGGCCAGCCUCUGCAAGAAGCUGCGGAGCAUUGAGGUGCUACAGAAGGUGCUGUGUGCAGCACAGGAACGCUCCCGGCUCACGUACGCCCAGCACCAGGAGGAUGAUGACCUGCUGAACCUGAUCGACGCCCCCAGUGUUGUUGCUAAAACUGAGCAAGAGGUUGACAUUAUAUUACCCCAGUUCUCCAAGCUGACAGUCACGGACGACUUCUAGAAGCUGGGCCCCUUAUCUGUGUUUUUGGCUAACAAGCAGUGGACGCCUCCUCAAAGCAUCCACUUCACUGCAGAAGAAGGGGACUUGGGGUUCACCUUAAGAGGGAAUGCCCCCGUUGAGGUUCACUUCCUGGAUCCUUACUGCUCUGCCUCGGUGGGAGGAGCCCGGGAAGGAGAUUAUAUUGUCUCCAUUCAGCUUGAGAAUUUUAAGUGGCUGACAGUGAGUGAGGUUAUGAAGCUGCUGAAGAGCUUUGGCGAGGACAAGAUCGAGAUGAAAGCCGUGAGCCUCCUGGACUCCACAUCAUCCGUGGUGAGCACUGACACCUCCCUGGGCAGUCAGUAGUGGUGUGGAGUGAAAUCUACAUGAGUUCAGCCCCAGGGGUGUUUACCAGACCCUCUGUCUCCUGCCUGUGUAACAUGGUACAAAUGACUGGACUCCCAGGCUUGUAAUCACUGUAAUGUGCUCACCUUGGGUCAAAGAGAAAAUUGGCAAACUUUUUCUUUUUAAAGACAGGGUCUUGCCCUAUUGCCCAGGCUGGUUUGCAGUGAGUGGUAUGAUCAUGGCUUACUGCAGCCUCUAUCUCCUCGGUUUAAGUGAUCCUCCCACUUCAGCCACACAAGCAGCUGGAAUUAUAGGCACCCACUACCACCCCUGGCUCAUUAUUUAUUUAUUUAUUUAUUCAUUUUUUUUUUUUUUUUUUGAGACGGAGUCUCGCACUGUCGCCCAGGCUGGAGUGCAGUUGUGCAAUCUUGGCUCACUGCAAGCUCUGCCUCCCAGGUUCACGCCAUUCUUCUGCCUCAGCCUCCCAAGUAGCUGGGACUACAGGUGCCUGCCAACGCGCCUGGCUAAUUUUUUGUAUUUUUAGUAGAGAUGGGGUCUCACCGUGUUAGCCAGGAUGGUCUCGAUCUCCUGACCUCGUGAUCCACCCACCUCGGCCUCCCAGAGUGCCGGGAUUACAGGUGUGAGCCACCAUGCCCAGCCCAUUCUUUAUUUUUUGUAGAGACAGGUUCUCGCUGUGUUGCCAAGACUGGUCUUGAACUCCUGGGCUCAAGCCAUCCUCUGACCUUGGCCUCCCAAAGUGCUGGGAUUACAGGUGUGAGCCACUGCACCCUGCUAGCAAACUUUUAAAAAUAUCCUGUGGAUAAAAUAAUCAACUGAUCUAUUUUUCUGAUCAAAUUGUUUAAUUACAAAAGUAAUACAUACUCAUAGUGAAAAAAACAAAAAACAAAAAAAAAUUCUAAUGGUACAGAAGAGCUUAAGACGACCUGUGAAAGUUAAGACAAUCCCUCUGUAUGCCCUAGAGGCAGUGUCAGCCAUGUUCUGGGAGAUUUGGGAAGCAUUUGAGUCUCUCAAGUUCACCUGCACAGUUACCACCUUUAAUUUUCCCCACGUGAGGCCGGGCACGGUGCUCAUGUUUGUAAUCUGAGUACUUUUGGAGGCUGAGGUGUGUGGAUUGCUUGAAGUCAGGAGUUCAAGACCAGCCUGACCAACAAGGCAAACCCUGUCUCUACUGAAAAUAUAAAAAUUAGCUGGGCAUGGUGGUGCACGCCUGUAACCCCAGCUACUCAGGAGGCUGAGGCAGGAGAAUAGUUUGGGAGGUGGAGGUUGCAGUGAGUGGAGAUUGCGCCAUUGCACUCCAGCCUGGGCAACAGAGUGAGACUCUGUCUGCAAAAAAACCCUAAAAUUUUCCCCAAGUGCUAGGGUUCAUGCCACACUUAAUGACGUUCUCCUCUGCACUUUGCCACACUUAAUGACGUACCCUCGACCUUCCCUCUGUAACAACACUCAUUUAUUCAUUCAACAAAUAUUGAUUGAGGAUCAGUUGGGUGCCAGACACUCUCUUAGGUGUCAGAGCUCCAGUUUACAUUACACAGGUAAGGUCCCUGCCCCUCCCCACGAAGCUGGCACUAAGUCAGUAAAUAAAUAGUCAGGAUUUUGAUAAGUGUUGUAAAGGAAAAAAGACCUGUAAUGGGGUGGAAUGACUGGAGAGGAGGCGAGGCUCUAUCUAGGCAGGGCUGGAACAGACAUGAGAGUGACCAGGAGGUUCGAGCCAGUUGCAGAGAGACAAGAAAGGCCUUCUGGGUAGGGGCACCUACAGGUACAGGGCCCCUGCAGCAGAAUAAGCUUCUCCUACCAGAGAGGCAAAAGGAAGGCCUUUUGGCAAGAGCACCAGGACAAGGAAGGGAGCCGUGGGAAGUGAGGUAGGAAGGAGGCCUUGGCGGCAGUGGUGUGAGCUUGGAAGCCACGGGGCAUUUUCAGAAGGGGAACGGCGUGGUGUGAUGUUUGUUUUAUAAGGGCGUCUGCUGCCGGAGACUGGCCAUGGCAGUUGUCCAGGCUGGUGACGUUAGUGGCUGAGGUGAUGGGGGUGGCUGUAGAGUUGGAGAGACGUGAGUGUCCCUGGGACAUAGUUUGGAGGUAGAGCUGAUGGGGGAUUUGUGGAUGAUUUGUGUAAAGGAGACAGUGAACAGGGAGGUGAGGCCUCAGUUUUUGGCUUGAUCAAUCUCAUGGGUAGUGGUUAUUUUUCUACCUUUAAUUUCGUUUUUCUCUUGUUGUUUUUUUGUUUGUUUUUUGUUUUGUUUUGUUUUUGAGACAGGGUCUCACUCUGUUGCUUGGCUGGAAUGCAGUGGUGCAAUCAUAGCUCACUAUAGCUUUGACUUCCUGGGCUGAGGCAAUCCUUUUGCCUCAGCCUCCCGAGUAGCUGGAACUACAGGUGUGUACCACUAUGCCUGGCUAAUUUGUUUAUUUACCUAUUGUAAUUUUUUUUUUGGUAGAGAUGGGGCCUUGAUAUAUUGCCAAGGUUGGCCUCAAACUCCUGGCCUUAAGCGAUCCUUCCACCUCCGCCUCCCAAAGUGUUGGGAUUACAGGCAUUAGCCACCAUGCGCGGCCUGGUUAUUUUUCAUAAUGAUGGGUAAUGGGUGUGAGGGAGGUGAAGGAGAGAGAAAUCAAGAGUCAUGUUUUGAAUGUUUCAGAUGCUAUUAGCAGUCAGACAUAAGCAUAAAGGAGGAGACUGGAUGUGAAGUCUUCAGUUCGAGGAAGAAAUCAGAGCUAGAAAUAAAUAUUUGAGAAUCAUUGCACACGGAUGAUAUUUGAGGCUGUGAGACAAAAUGCAGCUCCCUGCAAGGGGGCUAGGGCUGAGGGCUAAACAUUAAGAGGUCGGUUGGAAGAGAAGCAAGUGCAAAGAAAAUGCAGGAGAGUUCAGAGAUGUCAGAGGAAAGGAGCUUCUCAAAUUAAGAGGAGAAAGCUCUUCAGGAGAGAGUGAUGGGUUGCAUUGAAUGCAGUUGAGAGGUGGAGAAUGAGGUUGGCUUAGCUGUACCUAUUGUAUUUGGCAGCAGGAUGAAAAGACACUUUGGUGGAAAGGUGGCAACAGAAGUCAGUUGAGAGAGGGCCAGAGAGCCAAUGGAUUUUGAGUCCGUGGAUAUGAAAUGCUCAGCAUAGGCAAAUCCAGAGACAGAAAGUAGAUGGUGCUGGGGCUGGGCAAUGGGAGUGGGGAGGGACUGCUGAAGGGUCAUAAGGUAGAAGGUUUCUUUUUGGGGGGAUGGAAAUAUUCUGAAAUUAGGUAGUAGUGAUGGUCACCUAACUUUGUGAAUAUACUAAAAAAUCACUGAUGUUUUGGCAUACUGGCUCACACCUGUAAUUCCAGCACUUUGAGAGGCUGAGGCAGUAUGUUCGCUUGAGCCCAGGAGUUCGAGACCAGCCCGGGCAACAUGGCGAGACCGUGUCUCUACAAAAAAUAAAAAAAAUUAGCAUGGCAUGGUGGCACACACCUGUAGUCCCACCUGCUUGGGGGGCUGAGGCCGGAGGAUCACUUGAGCCCAGGGAGGUUGGGGCUGCAGGGAGCUAUGAUUGUACCACUGCACUCCAGCCUGGGUGUCAGAGCAAGACCCUGUCUCAAAAAUAAUAAAUAAAAGCCACAGAAGGGUAUUAAAAUGGUGAAUUUUAUGCAUGUAUGUGAAUUAUAUCUCAAAAAAAAAUUUUUUUUUUUGAGACGGAGUCUCACACUAUCGCCCAGGCUGGAGUGCAGUGG